GUCGGGAAUGUCAGUCGUCAACAUGAUGUGGCACAUCGUAAAGCGGCCACAGUAAUUUUAAGUUUUUUUCGUAAUUCUGCCGAUUUUCUCGGCACGAUAUAAUUAUGUAAUAUUAAAAAAUCGCAAGAUAAAUAAUCGUCUGCCGUACCGAAAACACGCAAAUAGUACAAAACCGCGAAAAACCCGUAAAAAAAGUUUUUAAUUCACGACCAAAACACGUAUCGUUUAAUCGGAUUUACUUAAGGCUGUGUUACACAUCGUAAAAUAUAAAACGAAAUGGAAUCCGUAGUACCAGAAUUCGAGGAGUUAAUGUUAUGCGGAUAUUGUAAGCAAAAGUUCAACGAAACGGACCAAAGUCCCAAACUGCUGUCAUGCAAGCAUUAUUUUUGUCUGCAAUGCAUGCGUACAAACCUCACAAAAGGCCAGGAACUCUAUUGUGUAUAUUGUUGGAAGAGAACCGAGAUCGGGGACCUGGGACCGGAGUCCCUCCCGACGUACAACCCCGUCUUGUGUCUGACCAAGAAUUUUUCUCAAAUGAAGUUGGGAGUGAAAGCUCCGGAUAAAAAGGUGAUUUCGGAGAACUGUCACACUCACGCUAUGCCGUUGGCGUUGUGGUGUCACACGUGCUGCCUGCCGGUAUGCCGGGCUUGUGCGACCACCACCGAUCACGCAUCCCACCAAAUCAAAUCGCAAAACGAAGCUAAAGACCAAUUGGUGGCCGAACUGCAAAUCGACUUAGCGUCGAUGAACAAAAUGUUAUCCGAGAUACAAAGACUAAUAAUGCAGCAGCGAGAGUUUUUACUUAAGAUACUUGAGGCUUGUGUCACGUUAAAGACGUACGUUGAAGCCGAACUGACCAAUAACGCUUCUCAUUUCGAAUUAACAGACACGAGAGACACGUUAGCGAAACUUCGUCUCAAUUUAUCGAUGGCAGAGACUCUGUCGGACGUCCAUAAUUUGUACUCGAGCGUAAAUAUGGAAAAGCAACGUUUGCAACUGCGUUACCAGGAAAUGUACCUGCAAUGCCAACUCGACGAUCUUAUCCGGAAUUCAAGUGUGAUAUUCGACUUUCAGUUGCUAAAGCAAGCGUUGGGCAACAUUCACAACGGCGAGACAGUGUAUCCAGGAAACUCUCGGAUACUACCUGCCUCUCAACAAAACCCCAUACUAUUCCUAGCCAAUUACUGUAUGUCUCAACUGUACUCUCGUCAUAUGUUGUCCAAGCAAAACGUCAACGGCUCUUUGGACUACCACAACCACAACUCGAUUCCCCCGAUCAAUUAUCUUCCCCACAACCCUCCCCCUCAUCUCGUCAUUCCCACUCCGAAGAAUAUUUAUCAAGAAAACAAUAUACUGGUGCAGAAUAUGAUCCCCUCGCCGCAAAUGAGGAAUCCUGCCAAUAUGUGCCCUCUUUACUACUUCAACAUCGAGGUAAACGGUACCCAAUUGGGGCGCAUCGUGAUAGAAGUGAGAGCCGACGUGGCUCCAAAGAUGGCGAAGAAUUUCGGCUUGUUGACGACUGGCGAAGCCGGAAUGGGCUACAAGGGAUGCCAGAUAUUCCAGUGCUGGGAAGGGGAGAGCGUAAUAACGGGCGACUUCGAGCUCAACAACGGCAGAGGUGGGAGAUCGAUCUUCGACGAGUCCUACUUUCUACCGGACGAUACGAAACUGAUGGCUGUUAGGGGCACCGUCGGCAUGCGGCGCACUCAAAAACGACACGACAACAUGGGCAUGGUUGGAUCUCAAUUCCGAAUCAUCCUCCAGGAGAUGAGGGGGUUCACGGGCAUUUUCGGACACGUCGUCGAAGGAUUAGAAUUAGUCGAAAAAAUUAGUACGUACGGAGACACUGCGGGUAAGCCUACAAAAAAUAUUUUGAUAUCUAAAUGUGGAAAACUGUAACGCUACUUGUUUUCAUUUUUUACUAGCGAUCUUCUAAUCAAACAUUCGAAUAUUGCGUCAAUUCUAAUGGCAUGGAACUAAACAACUUUCAGUCCCACAAAAAUUUUCGAAAACAACGUAAUACACCUGAUACAAUCCAAAAUAUGAUUAUUUUUUUGAUGACUUUUGUUUUUGCUUGAAAAGAUUACAGAAGAUAAAUAUUUUUUUAUUUUGUCCUUUUUUGAGUUAUUUACAAUUUUUUUGUUGAAAUAAUAACUUAAUUAGUGAUAUUUUGGAUUUUUUCUAAAAACUACUAAAAUGAUUGCAAUGCUACAAAAAUCUUUAUAAUUUUACACCUUUAAGUACAAGUAAAAAUUAAUUUGACAAGGAUAAGCUGUUUCUGUCUUGCUAAAAACAUAGUUUUAAAUUUAAACUAAGAUUUUUGUACCGCUGUACACACUUUUGCAAAACAUACAUCUGAACUUACAAAAAUAUAUAGAGUCGGGUAAAAAAGGUUUGGUGCAUUAGAAAUGAAAAAAAAUGUCGGUACAUUCCGUUGCUAAACGUCUUUUUAGGGGGGUGCCUAUAAGACUGACUGAAUUGAAUAAUUGUUUAAACGGUGAAACAUUUUCACUUUACUCAAAAAUAUUUGUAAGCAUUGAAAAAGUAACAAAAUAUUACAAUUUUUUGGUUUCAGAGGUUUUUAUGGGACUGUGAGACUUACACUUGUUUUAAAACGUUUAAAUAAUUGUUUAUUUAAUAUUUUUUGAUCGGUAACUAUAUAUACAAAGCAAAUCGUCUCGAAAAACAAAUGUGAUGUAAGCAGUAAAUUAAUUCCUUUGGUUUUAUGCCAUUUUCUUUGUUUAAUAUUAUUAAUCUUACAAUUUUUCAGUUCCUAAUUUUCGCAGAUGUGAUGACAUAUCUAUUGUUUCUUUAAACGAAGUUGUCGAUGUGGAAAAAAAUUAGAAAAAAUAUAUAAAAAGAGUCUAUUUAUGUAUAAAUCAAACAAUCUGAAAAUCGUAAUUUUAAUAGAUGUUUUUUAAUGUGUAGCUUCAGUCAAACUGCAAAUAUUACAGUACGACCUGAUGCAGAAAAAAGUCUACAGCAAUUUUUUCUUUUCGAAAUAUAGAGCGUUAUUUGAUAUGCCAGUCUGUUGUAUGCUGAAAUGCACAAGAGUUGAGUCUCUAUAUAUUAAAAUCGAACUGUAUUUUCUUGUGAAAUUUCUAUUAUGUGUUGUCUACUAUAUUUAAUACGAAUUUACAACAAUUUUAACUGAAAAUACGUUCAAUUCUCGUUAAAUAUAGUAGAUAACAUCGUACAGUGUUGUCGCGUUUUACCUAGUUUACUAAUUAACACGUUCUAUAUACCUAUAGUAGCAUUUUGUCUACAAUUCUUAUCCUGUCGACUUUUGUAGCUCAGAAAAAUAAGUUUUUUCUCAGAAGUAUGACAAAUUUGACUAAAAAGGCAAAUACUUAUACAUUUCCUGUAGCGAAAUUAGGUGGAUGCCAGCUUUACAAUUAUACGCGUUUUCUGAGUACAAAAUAAGUGUAUUAACAUUCAUAAAACGUCAUUUUACAUGAAUUUACGAUAAAUUACCUUGAAUUUUCAACCUUUCAACUCGUACAAUAAAUAACCAACACGUAAUUUACGACAGAAAAAAUAAUUUUUUGUCCUAAAUGCGCAAAAAACUUGUCAAAUACCUGGCCAGAUAAGACUCACUUGUUUUGGGUGAUUUCUGCAUCAUGUCGACGAAAAAAAAAAUGAAAACAAAUAAAAAUACCGUCUUAGCUUAAAUGAAACUAUCGAAUUCCGAAAUACUAUAUUUUCGUAUAUAGAUAAUAUAGAUAUUUUUUAUUGUUGUCGAUUUAGCUUAUGGAAGACUAGCUUAUAAGUGUACUUUGUUAUGUUUGUUUAAAAGAGCGUACGAAAUGUUAAAGGUUAACAGAGUUUAAGAAGUUUCGAUUUGACAGGGAUGCACACUUUUUAAAUACAGUACAUAAAUUUUUCCGUCUCGUAGAUGUGCGCAUUUACCCAGAACCGAUACUAGUAUCACACAGACGGCAACACUGUAGAGCUGAAAAUUUGAUUGUCUAGUACAAAAAAUUGCAAUUUUUGUUGUUGCAUUUUAACAGUUUCAAACCGAGAAUGGUAUGUGGGACGGAAAAAUUUAAGUUCUGUAUGUAUAUCAUAUAAAAUAUGUGUACAACUAAAAUCAACGGGUCAACAGCAAUUAAUAAUUUUACAAAAAAAUAUAUAUCAGCAACUGUUAAACAAGUACACUACAACUAUAUAAGAUUUCUAACAUAUUCAAGUAUAAAAGCGAUAAUAUCGUUGGCAACUUUCAGUAGAAUGUUGCCAACGACUUUGAAAUGUUAUUUGAAUUGAUUAUUUCCAAAAACGAGCUAGAAUUUAUAUCUUAACUGCUUUAUAGCUUCGUAUAAACGUUUGUAUAUGUAUAUUUCGGCAAAAAACUUGUCUUCGUUUGUCGAAAAACGCUAAUUUACGAAAAAAUACGUUUUGUUCGAAGAAACGAAAUCGUUUUUGGAUUUAAUACUAUGCGGACAUAUCGGAAAAACAUAAAACUAGUUUGAGAGCGUCGCUCUGAAGUCGAUAAUCCAUAAUUUCAUUACUAAAUGGAGUCUCUUAACUGAAUCGCUUUUACACUUGUCAUUUUCUAUUUUUCUAUGUAAUAUUACAAAAAAAUAAAAACAAAGACGAUGAUGUCCCGUUAAUUUUGCACCCCGAAUGGAUAUUUUGUACUAUCUCGAUUUUAUCGCCUUCUUUAAACAUUUUUUUAAUAAGAAAAUGCUUCUUUAUUUAUAUUAUGUACCUUAUAGUUAUUAGUUCGAGUGCAAGACGUACAUUGCACUAAAAUCAUUAAGAAAAUGCUGGCAUUUUCAUUUCCCUUGUAGAUGUCGACAAAAGGGAACAUAACAGUCGUUCAAAGGUCUUCGAAAAAUUCAUAUCUCUUUGGAAACAUUCACUUUUAAACAAGCGAUGAAAAAGAUUCAUUUAAAUUGCUUAAAUCAUUGAACAACUUUAAAAAAAUUAUUAAAAGGCCAAAAAACUAGUUUUGAGACCGUUUGAUCAGACCAAUUAAAUGUCUUAGUGACCCCACUGACCUAUCUGGUGUUUUAUAUUACAGCCUGUAAACAUAUUCACUGUGUGAUGACGAGAGAAAACCUCAAAUAACGCCUGGACAUAAAAAACAAGGUUGUCAUCAAAUUCUUCUUAAGGUAUCGUGUCCGUCAUCAUGUUUACAAUUUCCUAAUACCUUUCACUAUCUGCUGCUGCGCGAAAUAUUUCUUCUACUGUGGAACCACACCAUUGCCUGAAAGUUUCUUUCGACCAAUCCACCUCUUUUACUUCACUUUUUCUUGUAUUAUAACGCGAAGCAGAUGGUAUUUAGGUUCUUUAGAUGUUUCUCUUCUUUGUAAUGUUUAUGGGGAUAUUCUGAAUUCACCAGUUUAAGAACAUUUCCAUUGGAAGUGUACGAAGCCAUAAUAUGGUUUUAUGUUGAUAUUAUCAUGUCUAACAACCAUAUAAUAGGUUCACCACACAUAACAUUUCAGCAUUUUCUUGCGAAUAUGCAUCGACAGGUUUCUGUUACAUAAAACUUUCCACGUCAUAAAAGCCUUACGUGAUAUUUCGAUCUCGUUAUCAAAGUGACAAUUUACAUUUAAAGUCAAUAUUUCUAUUUUUAUUUAUACGUUGAACUUCCAUCAGGUCUAGGAUUUCCUGUGUCAUCCACUCUUCAAUUUGAAUUUUGGAGCAGAGCAAAAGUUCAUCAAAUUGAGACACCAGACAAUUUUUAACUUAAUUAUUAGUCCCUAAAUUGUUUCUUCAAGGACACACUCUGACGCUUUUAUAAGACACUGAGUAGACGGUGAUCAAAAUAGCAAAAAUUGAUCUACCAUUUAGUAAACUCCGGCCAAGAGAAUAGAUAAAUUUACAGCGAGGAAAUAUGAAUUUUGUUGUGGAACCUUCGAACGAUAAAGUAUGCCCCAAAUAAGUACAAAACAAAGAAGACCAAAAAUUCGUAAUUGUGAAAUAAAUUUUAGGAUUCUUGAACGCUGUAGUUAGUCGCGAAAAAUUGAAAAACGUAGAAAACACUUUUGCCCCUUUUGUCUAGUCCCUGGGAAUUCCUUUCUACGCUCAAAACAAAAUGUCCGUCGAUAUACGAGAGAUGUGUGUAACAAUCGUUUUUUAUUUUUUCAAUUUUAUGAAAAUGGCAUUUUAUAGAACCUUUUGUUUUGUGUGUGGAAACUACAACCAAAGUUUUUUGUUUGUUAAAGAUUUUAUUUCGUAAAAAUCAGACAAGGGUUUUGUUUGAAGAAAAAUACACUGAUCACUGUAAUUAAAACGAAAAACAAACGUUUUACGCAUCAAUAAUUACUUUAAAUGUAUAUAACAAGUAAUCUUGGAAAAUAACAUAAAAUGAAGAAAGUAUUAUUAAAAAAUUUGAACUACACAAUAUUUCACCUUUGUACUCCUAGUUAUAGUCAUCUCAAGAGGCAAAUAUGGGAUAUAUUUCAUAUUUAAACCUUAAUAUGCAUACAUUUACCAUUUAUUUUGGUGCUUUAAGAUAUUCAUGUUCAUACAUUCGUACAUUAAAGAAUCUCUAUGUUGUCCCAACGUGAAGUUUUACAGUUACCGUAAUUAUUGAUGUCGUAAACGACCGUAGACUUAAUUACAUUGAAUUACUGUAUAUUCCAUACAUUUUAAGUGCGGUAGAUCGGUUGAUUGUUAAACUUUAAAGUUUAUAAUUAUUGUCUAAGUUCAUAGUAUCAAUCGGGUAUAGUAUAUGAUGAUGAAAACAAAAAUAUAGCAUUUAUAAAUGUUAUCGUAGCCAAAAUAAAAUAAAUCUUUAUUUUUA
Messenger RNA from Diabrotica virgifera virgifera (western corn rootworm), 6754 nucleotides. RefSeq lists its product as uncharacterized. Bases 277 to 1899 code for a protein of 540 amino acids. The transcript has 2 exons. Gene Ontology annotation, biological process: protein peptidyl-prolyl isomerization. The record is from RefSeq and is a predicted model, not a curated record. NCBI's taxonomy places the organism in Eukaryota, Metazoa, Arthropoda, Insecta, Coleoptera, Chrysomelidae. Gene Ontology annotation, molecular function: peptidyl-prolyl cis-trans isomerase activity; zinc ion binding.